Mobula hypostoma (lesser devil ray) is the source of this 2273-nucleotide messenger RNA. It is a transcript of the gene lancl1, whose product is annotated as LanC antibiotic synthetase component C-like 1 (bacterial). Lineage: Eukaryota; Metazoa; Chordata; Chondrichthyes; Myliobatiformes; Myliobatidae. Gene Ontology annotation, cellular component: plasma membrane. The transcript has 9 exons. The record is from RefSeq and is a predicted model, not a curated record. Gene Ontology annotation, biological process: peptide modification; carbohydrate metabolic process. The coding region runs from base 116 to 1327 and encodes 403 amino acids.
GGCGCUUUGGGCGGUUGGAGCUGGUUGCUGUGGUUACCGAGGCCUAGUGGGUCGUCUGCACUGUGCGAAACCCGAGCUUGAUUGGAGUUUAAGGCCCCAUCAAACUGAUCGAGGGAUGGAUUCGCGGUUCUUCAAAAACCCCUAUUUGGACUAUGAGAGCCCAGCAUCUACCGAAAGCCUGUUCGACUCCACAGGACAUUUAACCAGCAGCUUCAUUCAACAUCUGCAGAGCAAGAUCAGUGAUUUUCUGCAGUAUAUGGAAAAUGGGCUUUUAAAAGCUGAUCAGACUGAUUGCAGCACCUACACUGGAUGGGCAGGGAUUGCCUUGCUGUACCUACACUUGCACAAUGUGUAUGGUGAUCAGAAUUUUCUGCAAAAAGCUGCUGAGUACGUAAAUAAAAGCUUGAAAUGCCUUACUAGGCGCGUGGUGACUUUCCUGUGUGGUGAUGCAGGACCCCUGGCCAUAGCUGCAGUUGUGUGCCAUAAGCUGCAGCAAAUACAAGAAUCGGACAACUAUGUCAACCAGCUUCUCCAUCUACGUCAAUCUGCAGUGAAGUCAAGUUCAAAAUUACCAAAUGAGCUACUGUAUGGUCGGAUGGGUUAUCUGUAUGCAUUACUAUUUGUUAAUGAGCAGUUUGGCAGUGAGAGGAUCCCUUUGCAGUACAUGAAAGAGAUCUGUACUGCUGUUAUAACUUCUGGAGAAAAACUAGGCAGCAGAACAAGUUAUUCCAAAAGUCCAUUGAUGUAUGAAUGGUACCAGGAGCAUUAUGUUGGAGCAGCUCAUGGCUUAGCAGGAAUCUAUUACUUCCUGAUGCAGCCAGAGUUGGGGGUCGAACAAGAUAUACUCCUAAAUCUGGUGAAGCCCAGUGUGGAUUAUGUAUGUCAACUGAAAUUUUCAUCUGGAAAUUAUCCUCCAUGUAUUGGUGAAUCCAGAGAUAAUCUAGUUCAUUGGUGCCAUGGGUCACCCGGAGUCAUUUAUAUGCUCAUACAAGCCUAUAAGACGUUCAAGGAUGAAAAAUACCUGAAAGACGCUUUUGAUUGCACUGAAGUAAUUUGGCAGAGAGGACUGUUAAAGAAAGGAUAUGGACUAUGCCACGGGCCUGCAGGGAAUGCUUAUGGAUUUCUAGCCAUGUUCAAUCUUACUCAAGAUAAGAAGUAUUUGUACAGAGCCUGCAAGUUUGCAGAAUGGUGCCUUGAUUAUGGGAAACAUGGCUGUCGGACACCGGACUCUCCUUUCUCCCUGUUUGAAGGAAUAGCAGGAACUAUUUACUUCCUUGCUGACAUGCUGCAGCCCACAAAGGCGAAGUUCCCUGCAUUUGAAGUAUAAAUCAGACAUGGUAUGAAUAUAAGCUACUGGAUGUGAUACAAUCUUCCCUUUUGCAUGUUGCAUAUUUCUGUUUUGGAUGUGGAACAUACUGCCAAUGGAGAGAUUCACUUAACCCAUUAGUAGUGCUCCUCUGCUAACUCUAAUGUCUUAAGAGGAAUGUAGCGAAAUAUUUCUCUUUCUGUACUGCGGUGUCUGCUAGCCACAGAUGCCAUGAGUUCUCAAAGCUUUGAGUGACUUUGAGUAGCCAUAUUAUAACAGUUCUGACAAUGCUGCACAUUAAAUCAGUUUAAAACCUUUGUUUGGUGUGUUUAUCCGAAACAUAAUGACAAAUUAGAACAGCGGUGUGUACAAUUUUGUUUCGUAUAUUUAAGUAUUUUUGCCAUCAUUUAUUAUAGCUUUAUAAUCUUUGAAGAUCAGUUCCUCAAUAAGGCAAGUGAUUGUAUGAAGUAUGACAGUUGUUGAUUGUUGAAAACCAAGACACAUGAACGUACAUUUCAAAAAUGAUACCUAUACAAGAUGUGGAAAAUGUAAUAAAAAAAAACACGUCACUCAAUUACCAACAUAAAAUACAUUAUUUUGUGAUUGUAGCAAUCUUAAAACUGGUAUUGAGAACUGGCCAGUGAGGAAAAACUAUUGUUAACAUGUGCUAUUUUUGUAUUGAUUGCUCUGGUUUAGUCUGUUGUUUGCAUAAUAAGUAUAUUGCAUUCUAUAAAUAUAUUGUUUAACUUUGAUUCAACAUUGCUGAUGUUAAGUUUUAAAUCUCUGGCAUGAUGUGGGAAGUAUAUAGUACCAUAUUUACUGAAAACUGAGUAACUGCAGGAUAUGGAUAUCCUUUCUACUCUACAUUAUGUGCUAAGUUGAUUUUAUCUCAAAAUGUAUGACUUAAUUGAGGGAAAGCAACUUGCCAAUAGAAGCAAAUUAAAAUUUCUUCAAAUACAUUGGUUGU